Messenger RNA from Aspergillus melleus, 465 nucleotides. RefSeq names its product 60S ribosomal protein uL23 (gene RPL25). The record is from RefSeq and is a predicted model, not a curated record. Gene Ontology annotation, cellular component: cytosolic large ribosomal subunit; ribosome. The transcript has 4 exons. NCBI's taxonomy places the organism in Eukaryota, Fungi, Ascomycota, Eurotiomycetes, Eurotiales, Aspergillaceae. Gene Ontology annotation, biological process: translation; ribosomal large subunit assembly. Bases 1 to 465 code for a protein of 154 amino acids. Gene Ontology annotation, molecular function: structural constituent of ribosome.
AUGGCCCCUAAGGUGGAAAACAAGCAAGGCAAGACCAACCCCAGCAACCGGGCUGGUGCUGCCGCCAAGGCAGUCCUGAAGGGUGCAGGCGCGCACAAGGCCCGCAAGGUCCGCACCUCGACGACUUUCCACCGCCCCAAGACCCUUGAGCUCUCCCGGUCGCCCAAGUACCCCCGCAAGUCGAUCCCUCAUGGACCCCGCCUCGACUCCCACAAGGUCAUCCUGUACCCCCUCAACACCGAGAGCGCCAUGAAGAAGAUCGAGGAGAACAACACCCUCGUCUUCAUCGUCGACGUUAAGGCCAACAAGAGGCAGAUCAAGAUCGCCCUUAAGAAGCUGUACGAUGUCGAGACCGUCAAGGUCAACACUCUUGUCAGGCCCGAUGGUUCGAAGAAGGCUUUCGCCCGGCUAACCCCUGAUGUGGAUGCCCUGGACAUUGCUGCCACCAAGCUUGCUAUUGUCUAG